AUGAUUUAAAUCGUCUUGCUCCAAAAUGUUUAGAGUAUUAUAAUAAUUAUACGGAGUAGGUUACAAUGAACUCAAUUAAAUACAUCCCUUUUUACAUUCAUUGGAAAAGGAAUCUAAAGUUUGUUCAUCAACAUAUUGCGAGAUUAUUAAAAGCUUUUUUGCUUUGUUAGUAAAAUACAAAAAUUCACUAAGUACACAGAUGAUUCACAAAAAUUAUUACAAUUUUAGUUAUUCAAUAAACGAUUUGAAUUUUAUUAUGUCAAUUGGUGUAUUACAUUAUUGUUUAAAAGUACAAAACUCAAAAGAAAUUAAUAACAGUUACAUCUUAUUUCUCAUAAUUUAAGUUUAGGAGAUUAUGAACAUAAAUUAAUUAAAAAGGUCUAUUAGCAGUAAUAUUUGAACAUCUUGGUGAUAAGAUUGUUUCCUAAAUUUAACUCUAUUCGUUAUUAACUAAUCUAAUAGCAGAUGAUUUUGAUAAUGUUUUGAAAAGUGAGAUUUUGAAGAAAGUACAUCCACAAUUUGAAUAAGGAUUUUACUCUGCUGAGUAUAUAAAUGAAUUAAUGUAUUGUAUCUCAACUGCUUUUUACACAAUUAAUGAAAAUUAAAUAUAAGAAUUAACAAAUAUUCGAUUAUCAGAUUACUUAAUUUAUGUAUAAGUUAAUAACCAUUUGAACUGAUGGAUUUAGAUGUGUGUAGCCCAAUCUUUUAGACAUUAUAAUCUGUUUUCUUAAAGUAGCCAAAAAAAAAAAUCAUGUUUACAGUUUAAAAAAGCGUAUAACUGAUGAUUCUAGGUUACUUGAAAGAUGUAAUCAAAUUAAAGAGAUGAGUUUAAAAGAUGAUAUAGAAUAUGAAGAAUUCCUAAAGUCUUUGACAAAAAUUGAUUGA
Molecule: messenger RNA, 885 nt
Organism: Paramecium octaurelia
Lineage: Eukaryota; Ciliophora; Oligohymenophorea; Peniculida; Parameciidae
Source: the annotation of a GenBank genome assembly